This is a messenger RNA of Lactuca saligna, 828 nucleotides long. Lineage: Eukaryota; Viridiplantae; Streptophyta; Magnoliopsida; Asterales; Asteraceae. The record is from the annotation of a GenBank genome assembly.
AUGGAAAAAUUUAUUGGAAAAUUUGGGUCGUUACAGUCUCUUGGAGGAGUCGGUCACGUGGUGCCACCAGGUGGUGCCACUUCAUCAACCCAAGAAUACCACCGAAAAAAUCUCAUAAACCCUCGUUAUCAGCUGCAUAAGCCAAAAAGCCCUCGUCUAGGGUUUUAUUCAUCAACGCCCUCUCUGAAAGAUCAGCGUUCCCGAGGUUUACAAGAUACAACAAUGGCUUUCUUCAACAGAGCUAGUAGUAUACUACGACAGGCUGCUGCAAGUAAACAUAUUAAUCCUCAAAUGUCAGCAGCUACUCCAUCAAUCUUUCAAAUGAUAAGAUGCAUGUCAAGUUCCAAAGUCUUUGUAGGAGGAUUGGCAUGGGCUACAGAUGAUCAGAGCUUGAAAGAAGCUUUUAGCCCAUAUGGUGAAGUCCAUGAAGCUAGAGUGAUCAUGGAUAGAGAAACUGGUCGUUCAAGAGGUUUUGGCUUUGUUACUUUUGGCGAUACUGAGGCUGCUUCUGCUGCAGUCCAAGCAAUGGAUCAAAGGGAGUUGCAUGGUAGAAUGGUGAGAGUGAAUUAUGCCAACGAUAGACCACAAGGUGGUGGUGGUUAUGGUGGUGGUGGUGGUGGUGGUUAUGGUGGUAGUGGUGGUGGUUAUGGUGGUAAUAGUUAUGGUUCUGGUGGUGAUGGUGGGUAUGGAGGUGGUAGUGUUGGAGGGGGAUUUGGGGGUGAGAGUCAGCAGGCGGCUGGUGGUGGUGAUGCUUAUGGAAGUGGUGGUCCGGUAGAAGGAGGCUAUGGGAACAAUGAUGAGCCUGAUGAUUUUGCCAAAAGGGCUUAA